UUGCGGUGUCUCUCCUCUCGGCGGCGCGAGCAGCAGUCGGGCAGCUACAUAGAGCCGAUCUGCUGCCGCGGGUCUCCGAUGAGCUGCACUAUCAUCUGAGGAGGAUCAUGGAAUAAACAUGGCGCACAACCGCAGCUUUCUCUUUGAAGCCCUGGAUAGAUCAGAGGCCAGACGAGAUGGAGGGUACAAGCACAACAACUGGAGCUUUUCUCUUUCUGGUGACAGUGAAGAGGAAAGGAUUCAUGAUUCGAGCGCGGUGAGCGUGGAGGAGAUGGACCGGCAGCAGCCGACCUCCCCGGAGGAGACCAAGUCUCCGUCUCUUCGACACUUCGCUUCCUCGGAUCCUUUGAGAACGUAUGAAAACCGGCCAAAUAAUCACACGAGGCCUCUGAACAAGCUGGCGCCCAAAAGGCUCAGCGAGGUCCCUCUCACCGUAGCAACGUCCUCCCCCAUCCCCAACAGAACCAACUAUUUCAUCAUCAGCCCGGCGCCUUCACAAGGAAUCGUUUUACAAGGGCGACACUUUCAGCACGCACAAAUGCCCUCUGCCAUAAGGAAACCAGUCCAAAGCAGCCUUGAUUUGAAAGAAAGAAACGACUUCUCCACCACGCAGCCGUCUGUAGAAGUGGACAGCAUCGUCCUCACCUGUCCAGAGAUCUCAGAGGAAGACUCGCUGGGCGUAAAGCGUCGCGUCCAGCAGAAGAGGAAACCGUUGGAGGACUGCCGCACUUUCCCUUCGCAGGUCAAAGCAGGCGAGCCUCUCCGGCCAACUGUCUACCACACGGUGUGCAUGAAGUGCAACAAGCCGAGCGAGGACGUCAGCAAGUGUCAGAACUGUGGGACCGCUGCGGCGCUGCUUCCCUGUCAGCAGGCCGCGCUGUCAUCCCCGAUCCCCCGGCCCCCCAUCCGAUCCCAGCCCUCCCCGGGACCAAACAGCCUUCAACAGAACUUCUACAAACCGGCUACGACCAUGAGGGGCCCCCGCGGGGAGACUCUGCCCAUACGAAUCUCGAGCACCAGGGGGACCCUGCUGCCUCUGAGCAACGGCAGGUCCCCGCUGUUAGCCGGGACGUCCAGCCACUGCGGAGCCAGGAACCCCUCCAAAGGGAAGAGGAUGACUGUGGCGCAGCGGCACGAGCUCAACGACCCCAUCGUCCUGUCCAGUGAUGACGAGGAGGAGGCCGACAACGCCAGCACAGGAAGCGUCAACAGACUGGACAGCGUCUCCCCUCGACCCGCGGACUCCGCUCACUCCUCACCGGCGCCCUCUGGAGGCCGAGUGGAGGCCGCGGUGAAGAGCGCCGGGGAGCAGGAGGAGCUGAACACGGAGUUCUUCGAAGACAUCAACAUGAAGAUCACGAUACCGCGGAGAGCCCGGAUGAAAGAUCAGUUUGGAAAUCAACCCCCCGAGCAGCUUUCACCGAGAGCAAAGAAGUCCAAAUUCACGUCCAACAAAUGUGACAGCAUCAUCCUGGAGUGUCGGAGCGUCAGGGUGGGGACUCUGCGCAGGAUGGUGAUGAAGCCCGUCGUGUUUUCCAUCGAGCAGAUCCAGCUGGAAACUGAAGGCCCGGAGCGCAACACCAUGGAGAAGGUUUGUUUUCAGGCGUCGGAGCUGAUCAGCUGCGAGUGGUGCAACGUCCGGAAACUUCCCGUCUUGUUCUUCCAGACGACUCCGGCGGAGUGCGUCCGCCUGCGCACGCAGCUCAACAUGUCGGAGGAGAAGGGAGCCGAUUGGUACGACUGUGCCGGCGACCAGUCAGAUGAGAAGUUUAUCGUAUUGAUCUUCGAGAACGGUCUGGCGAUGAAGGAGCAGGCGAUCCUGGAGGACAUCCUGGGCGAGAUCGGUCGGACCAACAACCUCAGCAACUUCCCCGCCAAGCUGCCCUUCGACGAGGCCAACAUCCGACUGGUGAACUACAACAAGGCGUCGAAAGAGAAGGAGGACAAGGAGAACCCGAUUCAAAGCCCUCACGGAGCGCAAGGCUCCCCGGGGACGACGGUGGCGCAGGUCACCCCGGUGAGCCCGGGCAGCCUGCCCGCACGCACUCGCAUGUCCACCCGGCAACACACCAGCUCCUUCUUUGAAGAUGAAGACGAGGACAUGACCGACCUCCAGCCCACCUUCUCCGGACCGAUCCUGAAAUUGAUGGUGUACCCUCCUCCUCCAGCCAAAGGUGGCAUCUCCGUCACUAAUGAAGACCUCCACUGCCUUCAUGACGGAGAAUUCCUAAACGAUGUUAUCAUAGACUUUUAUUUAAAAUAUUUAGUUUUAGAGAAAUUGAAAAAAGACGACGCUCAAAGAAUCCACGUGUUCAGCUCCUUCUUCUACAAGAGGCUGAACCAGAGGGAGCGGAGGAACGCUCCGGACACCACCAACCUGCCAAUCCACAAAAGGAAGCACAACAGGGUCAAGACGUGGACUCGACACGUGGAUCUCUUCCAGAAGGACUUUAUAUUCGUCCCCAUCAACGAGUCAGCUCACUGGUACCUGGCAGUCAUCUGCUUCCCGGGUCUCAAGGGUCCGCUGUACGAGCAGAACCCGCUGAACCACGCCGCGUGUCCAGCCGCCGAGCCCCCGUCAGAGGAGAACCCCCCGGACCAUUGUCGUCCUCUGUCCCCAGACAGAGACGGGCUGGACGGCUCCUCGGUGUCCCCCCGCGUCCCCGAGGCGUCCACAAAAGGGCAGACCGAAGGCCCGGCCGCCAAGGAGAGCGCUGCCUCCACGGAGGGGGGACCGGAGCCCUCCGCCCCCGCUGACGCCGAGCCCCAAUACACAAGUGAGUUGCACAGAAUCAGCGUUAGCUACGGUUCAGCAAAAGGAGACGACGACACCUUCAACUUCUCUGAUGACCAAAGCUCCUGUCAGGAUGAGUGCAGUGAGGACGGGACUCUGCCUGAAGACACGGUCAGCUCUGAUGCUUCCGCUUUGGCCUCCAGUCUAAACUUCUGCAAACAGCCUUGCAUCCUCAUCAUGGACUCCCUGCGAGGUCCCGCCCGCUCCACCGUGGUGAAGACCCUCAGAGAGUACCUGGAGGUGGAGUGGGAGGUGCGUAAAGGGACUCAGCGGUGUUUCGGGAAGGAUGUGAUGAAGGGCUCCAGCCCACGUGUGCCUCAGCAGGAUAACUUCAGCGACUGUGGAGUUUACAUCCUGCAGUAUGUGGAGAGCUUCUUCGAGAACCCGGUUUCCAGUUUCCAUCUGCCGGUGAACCUGUCCGAGUGGUUUCCUCAGCAGAGGAUGAAGACGAAGCGCGAAGAAAUCAAGCAGCUGAUCCUGAAGAUCCAGCAGCAGCAAGAAACGGACAAGAAGGAGUCGGAGCGGGCCCGGGCGCCGCACGGCUCUCCUGCGGAGCCUGAGAUUAAAGAGACUUCUGGGGCGACGGGCCGGACGCCAAACCUACCCAUCAGCCCCUGAAUCAACCCCCCCCUCCCUCCCCUACUCCUGCCCCCGUCACUCCCAGGCCCAGCGGGGGGGCCCAACCUGAUUGUACGCUGCUGGUUUCACUUCAACGUGUCUGAAACUCCCUCCAUUAACCACAGACAUUAAACACACCUUUAAAUUUGUAUUGAAUAAAACAUGAAGUGUAAAUAUGCUGGAGUUUUUCCCGCUGCCUUUGUAAUUUACUGUUUUCUGACGAAUGAGCCCGUUAAGUUAUGUUUCAUAGAUGUUCUUCUCCGGGAGGAUCUGUGCAGAAGACGCUGCUGCUCUCUUGCACCGUUAUUUUUGAUGCUUUCUAGUUGUGUAGACGAAGAAGAAAGAAACAAAACAUAGAGGAAGUUGCUGUUAUUUGUAAGUUAACGAUCCACGACGUCCGGACAAAAAAUAAACUGUUUCAUAAAGUU
This is a messenger RNA of Cottoperca gobio, 3840 nucleotides long. RefSeq names its product SUMO specific peptidase 6a (gene senp6a). Gene Ontology annotation, cellular component: nucleus; cytoplasm. NCBI's taxonomy places the organism in Eukaryota, Metazoa, Chordata, Actinopteri, Perciformes, Bovichtidae. The coding region runs from base 119 to 3412 and encodes 1097 amino acids. Gene Ontology annotation, molecular function: SUMO-specific endopeptidase activity. Gene Ontology annotation, biological process: regulation of spindle assembly; proteolysis; protein desumoylation. The record is from RefSeq and is a predicted model, not a curated record. The transcript has 23 exons.